AUGCCCCGUAACAUAAGUCUGUUCAUUAUCUAUCUAUCUAUCUAUCUAUCUAUCCAUCUAAGUCUGUCCGUUAUCUAUCUAUCUAUCUAUCUAUCUAAGUCUGUCCGUUAUCUAUCUAUCUAUCUAUCUAUCUAUCUAUCACAGCAUUUCGACCUUUCCUUUUCCUUUUCCUUAACAUCAAUAUGCUUUCCUUCUUCUUCCUCAAGAACUCUUUCUCUUCUACUUCUUUAUCACUGGUUCUUCCCUUCUUUCUUUCUGUCUUUCUUUCUUUUGUUCCUUUUUUCUUUUUUUUACCAGCACUGUAUCGUUUUUUUUCUUUUUUUUCACCAGCACUGUCUUUCCUUCUUCUUCCUCAUGAGUUCUUUUUUUCUUUCUUGCAAUAUUUUCUUUUUUUUCAUUAGCUGGUUAUGUCUUAUUUUUUCUUUAUUCUUUUUUGUUUCUUUCUUUUUCUUUCUUUCAUCAUUUUUUUUUUGUUCUCUUUCUUCUUUCUUUUUUUACUUUUUUUCUUUCCCUUUCUUUUUUUUUUUAAGAGCACUGUAUUUAUUAUCUUUCGCAAUUCUUUUUUUUCUUUUCUUUUCUUUCUUUUUCAUUAGCUCCACAUUAUGUCUUACUUUCUUUCUUUCUUUCUAUCUUUCUUUUUCAUCAUCUGUGGUAUAUUCUUCUUCUUCUACUUCUAUUUAUUAUCUCCGCCAUUCUUUCUUUCUUUCUUUCUUUCUUCAUCAGCUAUGGCAUAUUCUUCUUCUUUUUAUUAUCUUUACAAUUCUUUCUUUCUUUCUUUCUUUUUCAUCAGCUGCUGCAUAUUCUUUUUCUUCUUUUUAUUAUCUCCGCCAUUCUUUCUUUCUUUCUUUCUUUCUUUUCUUUCUUUCUUUCUUCAUCAGCUAUGGCAUAUUCUUCUUCUUUUUAAAAUCUGCUGCAUAUUCUUCUUCUUCUUUUUAUUAUCUCUGCCAUUCUUUCUUUCUUUCCCAUCAUUUGUGGUUUCUUCUUCUUCUUCUUCUUCUUCACUGGCUGUUUCCUUCUUUCUUUCUCUGUUUUUCUUUCUCUCCACCAUUCCAUCUUUCUUCUUCAAUAAUCCUACCAUAUUAUUAUUAUUAUUAUUAUUAUUAUCUGCAAUUGUUUGUUUGUUUCUUUCUUUCUUUCCUUCUUUCUUUCUACUUCACCAUCUCUCAUAUAUCCUUCCUUUUUGUGCUUUGUUGCCUCAUUUGCUUUAUCUCCUCCCAUUCUCCGUCUCUCCCUCUCUCUCUCUCUACCCAUCACUCUGACUUCUCCCUACAAACCUCACACGUUAUAUUCUCUCUCUCACCGCCCUCCUCCUCUCUCAUGCUUAUCUCAUCAUCCUGCAAACAAACGUCUACAGAUAAACGACAACAACAGUAA
Molecule: messenger RNA, 1374 nt
Organism: Acanthosepion pharaonis
Lineage: Eukaryota; Metazoa; Mollusca; Cephalopoda; Sepiida; Sepiidae
Source: the annotation of a GenBank genome assembly